This is a messenger RNA of Neoarius graeffei (lesser salmon catfish), 1929 nucleotides long. RefSeq names its product signal transducing adaptor family member 2a (gene stap2a). The transcript has 11 exons. The coding region runs from base 126 to 1220 and encodes 364 amino acids. Gene Ontology annotation, molecular function: signaling adaptor activity. NCBI's taxonomy places the organism in Eukaryota, Metazoa, Chordata, Actinopteri, Siluriformes, Ariidae. The record is from RefSeq and is a predicted model, not a curated record.
AGAGGGUGGACACGCCUGUUAAGCCACUCUGUUUAUGCGUUCUGAUCUUUUCGGCUUUCCAUAUCAGGGAUCUGCGCUUUGUCCCCGUGCUGCCGGUCCAGUCACAUCCCGAGCUGGCUACGGCCAUGGCGGCGGCGCCGGUGAAGCAGCGGACCGGGGCGAGCCGAGCUCAGCUUCCUGCCUGCUAUUAUGAGGGAUAUCUUGAGAAAAGGGGACCUAAAGAGAAGGUGUCCCGGCGACUAUGGACAUGCUUGUGUGGCAACACCUUAUAUUUUUUCAACAAUGCAAAGGACACACACUAUGUAGAGAAAUUGGACCUGAGUGGGUUUGUGUCUCUGAUCGAUGACUGCAGUCGGGACAGAAAUCUGGAGGCAGCUAGAAUGAAUUUACGCCUGAAGGAUGGAGAAAUCAAACUAACUGCUCCUAACUUGGAGGCACGAGAGUUGUGGAAAGGCUUCCUCUACUCUGUAGUAGAUCUGGCAGUGCCCACGACUCUAACCCUGCUGCCUGGGCAACUGCACAUGCUAAAGGAGGUGGUGGAGAAAGAGAGACAGAGAAGAAGAGCGCGAUCGCUCUCCAGAGCUCCCGCAUCCCCCCUCUCGCUCCCUUUGGUAGGAGAGAUCCCUGCCUGUUUCAGGCCUGUCUCUCGUACAGAAGCCGAGGUUCUGCUAGAGCGUCACCCGGACUGUGGAAACAUGCUGCUGAGACCAGGCAGAGAUGGCACAUCACUUGCAGUGACCACGCGACAAGACCUUAAUGGCUCCGUGUUCAGACACUAUCGGGUUACCCAGAAGCCUCAGGGAGGUUACAUCAUUGAUGUGGAAAACCCGAUCCCAUGUCCUACCCUUCAUGAUGUUAUUAACGCACUAGUGGAUAAAACUGCCGGGACGCUUCAGCCUUUUCUACUAGAGGAGCCUUAUGAAGAGAAUAUCACGUACAUUUCAUCCAACGAUGAAAACGGAGAGCGAACACUACACUGUGCGCCCACAAGCACUUUCCCCAGAGGACCCUCCCUGCCCCCAAAAGGAUCAGAGAGAUGGACGUUGAGAUCUCACUCUAAAUCUCCCAGCCCAUCUCACAGGUCGCUAAGCCCUCCAGGUUCGCCGUCCAGCCCUAUGAGACGACUGGUGCUCUCACCUUCGCCCUCACCACUAACACAAACAGCUUUCACAGAGGAGCUCAAACAGAAGCUGGAGAAGAGACGCACCAGUCAGGACUGACUUCCUGCUUUUCCUCAGCCGAUCAGCAGCAUGGCCUCAUCCCCUGGUUGUCUGAUUCUGCCACUGCCUUUGUGCCUUUGACAGUCACUGCUCCUAGACAUUUGAUCUUAUUUCCGUGGCGCAUCAUUAUCAAGCUGAGCAAAAAGAUCCAGGAAAGUCUUCUGCCUUUGGAGAUGAUUCUUCAAGAAGGACAAUGAGGAUUGACCACAGGGAUAUCAACUGAGCCAAGAAUCAGUGUUUCUCCAGACUAAUGGUGCUUCCUGGUAGAUAGGUGGAUUAUGCAGAGAGACAAUGUUGUCUCAUGGUGGAUUUCUGAUUUACAGAGAAGCACGAGCUGCAGCUGUACAGUAAUAAAUGUGCUGAUAUUCUUCUCAUUUAACUGCCAUUAAUGUUAUAAAAUUCUUGCGUGUUCUAAAGACAGCCGUUAAAUUUUCUAAUUUCAUUUGAUGCAUUUUGUCAGCAGCUGCAGCAGGUAAGAUCAUUUUCUGUUAGGUUACAAAAUAAUAUCAGUGAAGAAGUGUCAGAAGUGUAAGUUACUGCUCAGAACAGUGUGUACGGUGUUUCUGUAGUGAAUUUUUUGUGUUGGUGCUCCAGGUUGAAUACUAGACUGGUUGUCAUUACUGGUUUGUGUAAUGAACGUGCAUGGUGCUACUGUUUGUACAAAGAGUUUGUGUAUCACUGUUCAUUUUUCUCAUAUUUAUUGAAAUGA